AUGGCCCCACAAGUGGAAAUUUCCGACGCCGUUCUCGAUACUGCACGUGAGAAUAGCGACACGGAUAGCUUGGUCGUCGGCCACAUGUCUGUGAACAAGUUUCGCGCCAUUGAGGCCGAGCGCGAGCGCCGCGGCCGCCGCAACCGGUUUUUCUUCCUGCCCGAUCUCGCAUGCCUCAUUGUGACGAUCCCAACAAGGCGCCACGAACGGGCGCACCUUGAAAUGUACGAUUGUAUACAAGACGUCAUCAAGGACAUGGGCCUUGCGGACCAAUGGACACACGACGGCGGCGCAACCUUUGACCCGCCAGGCGACGCAUCUGGGUCCGGCGAGGGCGAUUCGUCGGGCGGCCCAUCAAGCAGACACGAUCCACACGGCGAUGCUUUCUUGCCGACUCUUGUCAUCGAGGCGGGUGUGAGCCAGACUUUGUCGUCGCUCAAGACCAAGGCAAGAUGGUGGUUCACCGCUUCCAACUUCCAUAUGAAAGUCGUCGUGCUAGUGAAGCUGCUUGUCGCGACGUCAGCCAUCGAAAUCGAGCAGUGGGGCGCAGAGUUGUCAGGACCGCAACGCCACUGCGCCACAACAACGCGGGCCAGCCAUGCAGCGAAGGAGGCUGUGCUCAAGCAGCAAGUUUUGAUCAACUGGGUCGGACCAUUGCCGCUUCCCCAGACGCCGUUGAACCGUCGCGCAUUGUCAGAUUUCCACGUUCAGGGUGCGCCCCUUGUUCUACGCUUCCAAGACUUGAUGGAUCGACCGCCGGUGCCUGCAGCCGGUGAACACGACAUUCUAAUACCAGAGGUUCGCUUGCAGCGUAUGGCAAAGCGUGUCUGGUAG
Molecule: messenger RNA, 834 nt
Organism: Sporothrix brasiliensis 5110
Lineage: Eukaryota; Fungi; Ascomycota; Sordariomycetes; Ophiostomatales; Ophiostomataceae
Exons: 2
Coding region: 1-834 (277 amino acids)
Source: RefSeq, a predicted model, not a curated record